AACAAUUGUGUUUUACAUUAUAACUAUAAACUAAAUUAUAUUGUAUGAUUCGAUAAAAAAGUAAAAUGAAAUAUUUUAUAUUAAUUAUGAGUUUAGUUCUUCUAAUGGAAUGGAACACUUAUGAUGCCAACGCAGAACUUGGAAUAGCACCAUGUAUGUAUGUAGGUGGUUAUGAUCCAGAUGACUACUACUGUCCAAAAGGACCCAUGAUGCCUAUUUGGUUACCAACAAAUUGUACUUCAUUUGUUUAUGAUGCUGGAAUAGUGUUUAAUGAUCCAUCUACCGAUGGUUUAAGUGAAGAGAAUAAUAAUAAUGUACAGGGUCUUUUAAGCACGCGUAGACCACUGUAUUUAUAUAUUAGUUAUCUUAAGACACAAUGUUCAGCAGAUGAUGCAGAUAAUACAUACCUCAGUAUAGAUAACAUACAACACCAUUUAUAUAACUACAAUAUAACGGGGUUUAUUUUAUUGAAUUUCGAAUUGAAUUCAACCAUUAAUUGUGAUGACAAAUUAAAACAAUAUGUUGAUUUGGUAAAACAAGGUACUUCUAGUCAAAUUGGAUUAUAUGUGAAUGCAAAAGGAAUGAUAGAUCAUACUAAUAAUGCAAUGGCACCGGGUUGGUUUGAUUUUGAGAAGUUGAAUAAUCAUAUGGAUUAUUAUAUAAUUGGAUUUCACAAGUUUAAUCCAUGUAAUGAUCUGUAUAAAGGUGGAACUGUUCCAUUGAAUGAUAUUCAUAAUAGCAACUAUUCCUUGACAACAUUUGCAAAUGCUUUGAACAAAUCAAAGAUUGCCAAGGAUAAAAUUUAUCUUCUAUUUUCAGUAAAUCCAGAAGUUAAUGAUACAACGACCGAAGAUCUACCGAUUUGCAGUGUGACAUAUCAAAAAUAUUGUGAAAAUGACCACUAUAAUAGAUAUUGGUGUGCUGAUAAUGCUGAUUCAUUGUAUCAAAAAGGUAAAUUUGCAAGAGACUUACAUACAAAAGGAAUAGUAGUAAAAUUUAUCGAUACAAUUGACCCAAGCUCAACAUGUGACUGUAAUAAUCAAGAUUCGUUUAUAUCAUUUACGAUGAUGUUACGUGGUUAUUUAAAUGAAGACCCUAUCAAAGACUGUGCCAAGUUAAAUAAUAUUACUGAUACAUAAAUAGUAAUAUUCAUCUAUUAUAAUAUUUACUAACGUUUUAUAUUCAUUGAUCCAUUAUAGCAAUUAAUUUGUUAUAGCUAAAUACAUAUAUUCAUUCGUUGAACAACAGAUUACUUUUAUUCAAAUGAGUAGUAAAUGAAAUUAUGAUCGCCUACGUAAGCAUGGGCGUCAUCAUUUAUAUAUUAUAUAAAAAUAUAAGCUCAUAGUCGUCUGAAUAAUUUCUCGAGAAAGUUUAAGAGCAUACAUUUUUUUUAAAUAGAAUAAAUAAUAAUUAAAAUUGUAUAAUGUAUAAAUAAAAUGAAGAACGCUCCAAUA
Rhopalosiphum padi (bird cherry-oat aphid) is the source of this 1454-nucleotide messenger RNA. RefSeq lists its product as uncharacterized. The record is from RefSeq and is a predicted model, not a curated record. Lineage: Eukaryota; Metazoa; Arthropoda; Insecta; Hemiptera; Aphididae. The transcript is spliced from 8 exons. Bases 66 to 1139 code for a protein of 357 amino acids.